AUGGCUCGUCGCUCAAGUCAAAGAAGUCGUCGUAAAUCAAGUAGUCAAAAUAGGGCUACAACCGGUUGGCGAAAGUUUUUCAUAGAAAAACGUGAAGAAGUUCAGAAACAGAAUCCUAAUAUGAAUAGUCGAGAAAUUAUGAAAAAGUUGGGUGAAAUGUGGCGUCAACGUGAUGAUGAAACAAGAAAUCAAUAUGAAAAUCAGAAUCAAAAGAAGCAAUAUCAAAAAAAUCAAUCCAAAUCUGAUGAAAAAUCAUUGGAAACUAAAGAAGAUAAAAAUAAAAAAGGUCAAUCUUCGAGUCAAAAAUACAGCCGCCAACAAUCGAAUAAAGAAAAUCAGAACGAUGAACUUAGUGAAUAA
Molecule: messenger RNA, 360 nt
Organism: Rotaria sp. Silwood1
Lineage: Eukaryota; Metazoa; Rotifera; Eurotatoria; Philodinida; Philodinidae
Source: the annotation of a GenBank genome assembly